CCUGGUUCGUCACGUCGAGACACAGCGGCUGGGCUGGCAACCAGCUGAAGGCUGCAACUGGUCUGAUCCAGCGCGUUUUUGUCCAUUCUUACACCACACCAUCACCGCUAUGCCUCGAUUCCUUCGCGGUUCACCCGCAGAAACUGUGCGCACGGCAGCUGGGCACAGGCUUAUGGACUGGGAGGGAUUUCUUACAAUCACACACAAGGAAGCGAAAGACCUGGUACAGGAAGAGCCGAGUACAAACUGGCGAAGACUGCCGGCCUCCAAAAAGCAGACUGUAUUUCGGCGGGUGAAUGCCAAACUUGCCGCCGAGGGGAUUCCUCAAGUCGAGGAAGACGUGCUCAUUUGGCGAAUGUCGCAGGCUAUCCGCGCUGCUAGGAAGGCUGUCAACAGAGAAGCCGAAACCGCAGUCUUGAACUCCAACACAGCGGCUGGUACUCGUCCCUUCGAUCCCGUGAGGGACUCACUUGCCAUGCAGUCUUCAAGGGUUCUUUGCCCUCAUUCAGGUGAUAGCUAGCAUUCGCGCCCUAUUACGUAUAUAAUCGGUGACACUCCCG
Messenger RNA from Westerdykella ornata, 560 nucleotides. RefSeq lists its product as uncharacterized. The transcript has 3 exons. Bases 110 to 520 code for a protein of 136 amino acids. Lineage: Eukaryota; Fungi; Ascomycota; Dothideomycetes; Pleosporales; Sporormiaceae. The record is from RefSeq and is a predicted model, not a curated record.